AUACUCCCAAGACUUCUGUGCUAGUCUACGAAAUACACCCAGCUCCCAGGGGGGAAAAAAAUCGCGAAAGAAUCACCUAUGAUAGGUAAACGCGGGUUAUUUUGUUUAUUUAAGCAUUCGAACGAAGGGUUUGCUCAUUCAUAUAGAUAAUCUAAUCUAAACAUCUGUGAGAGAAGUCGAGUUUUUUUAACACGAUACUGCAGCAUGACAACUUUCAUGAAUCUGUUCUUUGAACCGAUCUACUCGCUAACGCACUAAUACAAGCGCACGUUCACAGACACUCGACUCAAAUGUCGAAACUAACCAAUCUUAAAAUCAUUUUAAUGGUCAACGAGUAAAAAGUACAUCUUCUCUGGACAUGCGUACGUUUAAAAUCGCAAAAGCUAAAUUUUUCAAAUCGUUUAACCGGUGUUUUGUGCGCGUUGUGUGUUUGUGUUUUUCGUGCUAUUUCGAAUGCUGCUGCUGUGGUAACACUUCGUAGUCUUAAUUCGCAAUUUCCCUCGUGUUUUUUUUCUCUCUCGUAAAAUUUUUACCCGAAAAAGAAAUACCUAUAGGUACGUCGCGAUGUACGAAAAUUUGUAUAAAAUUUGGUGGUCGAUUGUCUUAACGGUGGUGUUCGUGGCCGGCUCGGACCUGGAGACGAUACCGGACUGCGUGAAUUGCAAAAAUGAUAAAUCGGAGCUGGGUGAAUAUUUAAAAUCUCAAAAAAUCGCUCACCGUUUAGAGUUCAUUAAACAGCAGCUGAUUAAUAAUCUGCAUGUGAAGAGUACGCCUCAAGAAACGCCCAAGUUCGACUCGCUUCCGGACUUCCUGGUUCAGAAACUGGUUUACGACGAUGCUACCAAUAGACCCAAUGAUAAUGUCGUCGAUGGAACCGGCGAUGAUCAGAAUAAUCGACAAAUGGUGCUUUUUGUAGAACAAGAAAAUGUGACUUGCAUUUCGAAUAACAAACGAGGAAUUUGUUUAAAUUUCAAACUCUCGGAUGAAAUACUAUCGACCGAUCUGUCCUCGGCUACCAUUUGGUUCCAUCAAAGAUCUCUACCAAUCAACAACAGUGGAAUGCAUAACUUUACCAUCGUUGAUAAAACAGCGUUAUUGCCGAAGAAUCGUAACCCCAAAAAUAUUACAAUGAAAUAUGUAGCAGAUAAAGAUGGCUGGUAUCAAAUCGAUGUUACCUCGUUGGUCAAAUCAUGGCUGCCGAAUAAUAAUAACAAAAAGGAGUACAAACAUCCCGUUUUGAUGGUCUCGUGCGACUCCUGUAUCGGAACCGAGUACGCUACCAAUGUGACUUGGCAGAGCGCCAAUAAAACGUCGUUUUUACUCCUGAAUACGGAAAGUGAAGAGAGCGCCAGAUUGAAACGAGGCGUCGAAUGUACUCCUGGUAAAGAAGAAUGCUGCAGAGAAGAUUUAUGGGUAGACUUCAGCUCAUUAGGAGACGAUUACAGAAUGAUCCUCAGUCCUCCGAAAUUUAACGCCUACGUAUGCAGAGGAACUUGUGUUCUGCCAGGAUAUGAAACCGUUCAAAGACCUUACGCGGAACUUUUAUCGGUGGUUAAAGCGAGAAGAGCGCACGAAUUUCCUCUACCUUCGACCUGCUGCACGCCUACAAGAUUCUCAAAUUUGAACGUACUAUUUGCCAGCGAUAGUUUAACCAUUCAGAGAAGCAGUAUACCAAACAUGGUGGUGGAAACUUGCGGCUGUGUUUGAAGACUUCACAAACGGGACUAUUUUUUGGACAAAAGUUCGUUUUUUUGUGACUGAAAACGCAGCAUUAUUAAAGAGGACAGAGGGACAAUGCCGAGAGACGAGGAAAAUGAAUGGCAGAAGAGAAUGAAGAAAGUCUGUAAAGACGCGGAGAUGAUGACUCAGCCAUAUUGGAAUUUGAUGACUGAUGAGUAUGGAUAGAUGGAUGAUUUUUAACUAAGGUAUUUAAUGUUUAAGCUUAUGAGCUUAUGCCAUAUUACUCGUUAUGAUGUACUUUCCCAUGUGUACUUGUAAAGUAUGGUAGGUAUAAACACACAGCAGCGCAUUUUGGAAUCAUUUCCCAGGGGAAAGGAAGGGAGGCGAGUUUACCAAAACGAGGGAAUAAAAUCAGACCUUUUUGAAGAAGAAAAAUUGUGAAUUUAUUCGCGUCUUUAAUUUUUAAAAAAAAGAGGGGAAAAAUCAAUUUGCAUUUAUUAGACUGAAUUAUUAAGCAUGACUCAUCUUUAUGUAGAUGUUUGUAAAAUGUUGAUGUUUCAAAGAGAGGUCAAAAGUACAUGUAUGUUUGUAUUACAUACGUACUCGUAUGUAGGUAUCUACUAUCUAAUAUACUAUGUAGCUUGUUGACACUUCUCAUAAAAUGGGCAUAAUAAGGUAUGGAAUCAAGGGUGGCUACAGAAACACUCCCAAUAGUGGCCACUUUGAUCUUUGACUCUGAAUUAAUGUGUUAAAAAUGAUAUUUUCUAAAAAGCAGGACAACAUAAUACAUAGAAAAGCAGACCACAUGAAAAACUACAAAAACAAAACUUUCAGUGCCCAGAACAUUUCGACAAAUAUUUUAAAUUUAUUAAAGGUGGCAGAGGGGGGAGGGGGGUCAACAUAGAGGUGAAAAAUGAAAGAAAAUGGAGUUGAAAAAAAUUAUAAAAGAAGUAAAAAAUUUCCAAAUUUGAUUUAGAAAGUUGAAAACAAAAUUUCGUAGUAACUUCCGCAAAAAUAAACAGGAAUUUAAAAACGAUUUCAACUUUUGAAGGGGGG
Messenger RNA from Planococcus citri (citrus mealybug), 2736 nucleotides. RefSeq names its product growth/differentiation factor 8-like. Lineage: Eukaryota; Metazoa; Arthropoda; Insecta; Hemiptera; Pseudococcidae. The coding region runs from base 565 to 1707 and encodes 380 amino acids. Gene Ontology annotation, cellular component: extracellular region. The transcript has 5 exons. Gene Ontology annotation, molecular function: growth factor activity; cytokine activity. The record is from RefSeq and is a predicted model, not a curated record.